AUGGCACAAGUUAAGAUGCAGACUACAGCAAACCUGUCCGGACCCACCAUGUCUCCUAUGGUGCUACCCCUACCAGUUGCCACUACAAAUACACUGGGUCUGCCAUCCGCAAUGAAUGGAUCCAUUUCAGAAUCAGCUGCCAGCUGUAGCAGUCCUACUGCUGGCCUUGUGGAUCCUGCUCCUUCUAGCAACUCACCAGCUCCUCUCCAAGAUAACAUGGCAAACCCCAAAGAGAAAACUCCAAUGUGUCUGGUAAAUGAGUUAGCCCGUUUCAAUAGAAUUCAACCCCAGUAUAAGCUUCUGAAUGAAAGAGGGCCUGCUCAUUCCAAGAUGUUCACAGUGCAGCUGACUCUCGGAGAACAGACAUGGGAAGCUGAAGGAAGCAGUAUUAAAAAGGCCCAACAUGCUGCUGCUAGCAAAGCACUGAAUGAAACUACCCUUCCCAAACCAACACCUAGACCACCCAAAAAUAAUGUUAACAAUAAUCCAGGCAGUAUAACUCCAACCGUGGAGCUGAAUGGUCUGGCUAUGAAAAGAGGAGAGCCUGCCAUCUACAGGCCAUUAGAUCCAAAGCCAAUUCCCAACUAUAGAGCAAAUUACAAUUUCCGGGGCAUGUACAAUCAGAGGUAUCACUGCCCAGUGCCUAAAAUUUUCUAUGUCCAGUUAACUGUUGGCAACAGUGAGUUUUUUGGUGAAGGAAAGACUCGUCAAGCUGCUAGACAUAAUGCUGCAAUGAAGGCCCUUCAAGCUCUCCAGAAUGAGCCUAUUCCAGAAAAAUUACCUCAGAAUGGAGAAACAGGAAAAGAAUCAGAAGAAGAUAAAGAUGCAAACAAGUCUGAGAUCAGUGUAGUGUUUGAAAUUGCUUUGAAGCGCAAUAUACCCGUCAGUUUUGAGGUGAUUAAAGAAAGUGGACCUCCUCAUAUGAAGAGUUUUGUUACACGAGUUACAGUAGGUGAAUUCACUGCAGAAGGAGAAGGCAACAGUAAGAAACUCUCAAAGAAACGUGCCGCAAUAGCUGUCCUACAAGAACUUAAGAAACUUCCUCCGCUUCCUGUGAUUGAAAAGCCAAAACUUUACUUUAAAAAGCGUCCAAAAACAAUAUUGAAGACUGGACCAGAAUAUGGUCAAGGAAUGAAUCCUAUCAGUCGUCUGGCUCAGAUCCAACAGGCCAAAAAGGAGAAGGAGCCAGAGUAUGUUCUUCUUUCAGAGAGAGGAAUGCCUCGCCGUCGAGAAUUUGUUAUGCAGGUGAAAGUAGGCAAUGAUAUUACUACUGGAACAGGCCCAAACAAGAAAAUAGCUAAAAGAAAUGCAGCAGAAGCAAUGUUGCUACAGCUGGGUUACAAAGCCUCUACUCCUCUUCAAGACCAACCAGAGAAGCUUGGAGAAAACAAGAGUUGGAACAGCCAGAAUGUUGGGUUUCCUGAGCCGACAAGUAACACACCAAAGGGAAUACUCCAUCUCUCUCCUGAUGUUUAUCAAGAGAUGGAAGCAAGCCGCAACAAAUCAGCCCCUGGUACUACUGUAAGCUAUUUGUCAUCCAAAGAAAUGAGCCAGACUUCUAGCUCUUUCUUCAGCAUAUCUCCUACAACAAAUAGCACAGCUACGAUUGCCAGGGAACUUCUCAUGAAUGGAACAUCCCCAACUGCCGAAGCCAUAGGUCUAAAAGGAAUAUCUCCUGCCUCCCCAUGUUCUGCAGUGCAGCCUUCAAAACAGCUGGAGUAUUUGGCAAGGAUUCAAGGCUUUCAGGUACACUACAGUGAUAGACAAAAUGGCAAAGAGUGUAUGACCUGUUUGACACUGUCUCCUGUGCAGAUGACUUUCCAAGGUAUCGGAAGCUCCAUUGAAGCCAGCCAUGACCAGGUCUAACACAACAUGACCAGCCCUGGUGGGCUACUCUAAGCUCUUCUGUAAACUUGGACUGCACCGUUCCCACAGCAAACUCCAGUCAUCUGCUGUGUCUACAUAACUUAUGCACUCGUCUGUAUGUAGUUUGGGUGAUGUUUUUGGUGCUGAAGCACUUUUCUCAGUCUGUUGUAGGCAAACUUGUGUCUAUUCUGGGCAGAAGUAGCAUUACUUCAGGAACAAAGGAAUAGUUUUGUCAAGUAAUGGGAAGAGUGUCAAAGUAGUCAUGCAUGCACACUCAGUGCAGAUUGUGGCAAGUUCCUGUCCAAUUUAAAGUUCAGUUCUAAAGUUGCUCUCUAAGCUAUGGUACCUGUAAUAUGGAUCAGUACAUUGAAGCUUUAGAUCUCUGCUGAACAUGAGGAAGUUGUGGAGCUAUGUUUAGGAGCACUAAGAUUAAAUUCAGUUCCUAGAUAUUCAUGGUGCAACAACAUCCUGCUUUCUUCAUUGGAUGUUUUUUUAAAUACCCUAUCAAGAAAGAGAUGAAAACUUAUCCUAGCUUGAUCAUGGAAAUUCCUUCACUUUCCUUUUUUACAUGAUGACUAUUGAUAUCCUGUGUCAGACAUCUCCAGGGAAAAGAAGUGCUUAUAUUCUUUCCUAUAACUCAUUUAACAUAGAAUCUGAGUCCUUCUCUUGUCUGUCAAACUCAUUUCAUAUAUAGUUUUUUGUAGUCUCACUGAGUUCCUCAGAUCAUCGUGUCAGAACAUCCCACUGUUUGAGACAGGAAGGAGUCAUCAGCCAGCCUUCUCUUCAAAGCAUUUAAUGCGCAAUAUCCUCACUUGAUGGGAGUUUUUGCAUCCCCAGAAGCUCCAUAUGUACUUGUGUCCUUCAUUUCAUAGCCCUUACAGAUGGUCUGUGUCCCAGUACUAAUGCUUAAUUCCAGUAAGAUCCUUCACAUAUGCUGAAUGUAAGUCUGCUUCCAAGUAAUUCACUGUCUCAAGGAUCCAGGACUUGAGAUAAUAAACACUAAAAUGGAGGUAUCAAGCAAAACCAAAACAGUGAACUCUUAAGUUAAACUUUAAAUUUUGUAAGUAUUUCUUCAUAUUCAUUCUUUCUCUUUCCCAUCAUUAGGGAGACUGUGAGACCUAGUUUUCCACAGAUCCUUACGGCUGUACAAAUAAUUGAUUUUACAGUCCAAAAUCUCCUCUCUCAUUCUGCAUCCCCUCAAAAAAACAAUUCAGACUGGCCCAAAAUAAAGAAAAAAGUGUGUCUAGCCAAAAAAAAUAA
This is a messenger RNA of Pezoporus occidentalis (night parrot), 3126 nucleotides long. RefSeq names its product staufen double-stranded RNA binding protein 2 (gene STAU2). Lineage: Eukaryota; Metazoa; Chordata; Aves; Psittaciformes; Psittacidae. Gene Ontology annotation, molecular function: mRNA binding; double-stranded RNA binding. Bases 1 to 1866 code for a protein of 621 amino acids. The record is from RefSeq and is a predicted model, not a curated record. Gene Ontology annotation, biological process: intracellular mRNA localization; anterograde dendritic transport of messenger ribonucleoprotein complex; germ cell development. The transcript is spliced from 13 exons. Gene Ontology annotation, cellular component: plasma membrane; neuron projection; neuronal cell body.